UUCAGUAUACUGUCGAACUACUUCCAAAACAUGGAGAAGCAGAAGAAUUCAUCAUCACCCGAAUCGAGUUUACUAGGUUUUUCGAGUUCGGGAUUGCGUGAACCUCCAUUUGGGUAUCAAGGCAACUCCACACCGCAUAACACAAUCAUGUCGAAAGAGGAAGUGGAAAUCCGUAUGGAGUUAGAGAGAGAGAUAGAAAAUGAUUUGCAACAAGAGAUUGAGAACGGAAUGCAUAAUCUUGCUUUGAGAUUACACCAGCUAUACAAGCAUCGAAGGGAAAGAAACGUAACAUCGUUUGAAGGAUCAAAGAUCAAGAUUGCUAUGUUUUCGAAUUCGGGAAUGAGUUUGAGAAUUAACUUGGAAGAGGAACCUCCAAAUAAUGUACAAGAGGUCAAGAACAGAAAUCUUGAAAAGGUACCUCGGUCUAAAAACUACUGUAAAGACGAAAAAGGUAAACAAUUUGAUAAUCGUAAUAUGAAGAAUUUUGAUCGGGUUAACGCUCUUCGAUUAUCACCCUCGAAAGAAAGAAAUGAUUUUGCUUCCCCUCCGAGUAUUGUGAAAAAUGUAAGCAAGGAGAGGAAAAAAUACAAUGGUAAGUAAUAUAUAUGCAUCGGUGGUGGAGGGAGCUACAAAAUAUCAAAAACAACUAUACGGAUAAGACCGGUUUAU
Messenger RNA from Papaver somniferum (opium poppy), 669 nucleotides. RefSeq lists its product as uncharacterized. The transcript is spliced from 2 exons. NCBI's taxonomy places the organism in Eukaryota, Viridiplantae, Streptophyta, Magnoliopsida, Ranunculales, Papaveraceae. The record is from RefSeq and is a predicted model, not a curated record. The coding region runs from base 31 to 600 and encodes 189 amino acids.